AUGGUGUCUCCGGCUGGUGAUGGUCAUCGAUGGUUUUUUUUCUGUUUUCUGUUUGCCUGCUUUCGUAAAAGUCCUGUCGCUGCCUUGGUGAUGAAAUGUGACUGCGGUGACACUUCUACCCGCCCCUGCUUUGCUUUUCUCCUGCUUUGCUUUUCUCCUGCAGUGCUGGGCAGCAAGGAAGGCUCCCUGAGGGCACCCCCCGCCUCCACCCGCGCGCGCGCGUCGUCUGUCGUCAUGUCCUCCGGGACAAUCACGCUGUUUCAGGGCAAAUUCAGGCUUGACCGUCUCCUGGGCAAAGGUGGCUUCGGUGAGGUGUACGCCGGGGUGCAGGUCUCCACCGGCGAGCCGAUCGCGGUGAAGCUGGAGCGGAACCGGGGACGCUGCUUCCUCUUUCACGAGGCGCGCGUGAUGCAGGACAUACAGAAUUCUGUGCCAGACCGCACCACACUUGGAAUCCCGGAACUCAAGUACUUUGGUCAGGAAGGAGACUUUAGGAUUCUCAUCAUGUCGCUGCUGGGGCCGUCGCUGGAGGACCUUCACGCCAAGCUGGGACGGUUCUCACUCAAGACAACCGUGAUGCUCGCGGAUGAAAUGCUUUCACGGCUGGAGUUUAUCCACUCCGUCGGGUACGUGCACCGAGACUUAAAGCCAGACAACUACCUCUUGGGCGUGGGCAGAAACGCGCGCCACCUCUACCUGAUCGAUCUGGGACUCAGCGUGCGCUAUCGCUCCUCCAACGGCGAGCAUCGUGAGAUGGCCACAGGAAAGAGUUUUGUUGGCACCUCACGCUACGCCUCCUUGCGCACGCACAAGGGUUUCUCGCAGAGCCGCCGCGACGACAUGGAGCAGCUCUCAUAUAUUCUUAUCUACCUCUAUCGCGGGCACCUCCCGUGGUCUGGACUUCGCAUGAAGGACCGUGAAGCAAAGGAAAAGGCUAUUGGGGAGAUCAAGCAAAAGCUGACGACCGCGCAGAUCUGUUCCAGGUGUCCCGCGCAGUUUGAGGACCUGCUGGUCUACUCGCGCAAGCUGGAGUUUACGGAGAGUCCACAGUAUGAGAUGUGUCGAAUUCUCAUUGCGUCGGUCCUUGACACCAUUGGACCGAAUGUACAGCACGAUUUCCAGUAUGACUGGGUGGCCGCAAGGAAGAGAGACUCCCCUCCUCCAUCUAUUCCUAACGAGCGAAGGGCAACGGAUAACAAGGCCAACCCCAAGAAAGGAAACGAGCACGGGGAGAAGGACCCAACGAAGAUGGGUUCAAAAUUGUUGUGCUUCUUCCCUGGACUCUCUUCAAGUGCGGCGCAGGACCUUGUCUUGGUGAACGAAAAAUGA
Messenger RNA from Trypanosoma conorhini, 1329 nucleotides. RefSeq names its product putative protein kinase, putative,casein kinase I. Gene Ontology annotation, biological process: signal transduction; endocytosis; peptidyl-serine phosphorylation. Gene Ontology annotation, cellular component: cytoplasm; nucleus. The transcript has a single exon. The record is from RefSeq and is a predicted model, not a curated record. Bases 1 to 1329 code for a protein of 442 amino acids. Gene Ontology annotation, molecular function: ATP binding; protein serine/threonine kinase activity. NCBI's taxonomy places the organism in Eukaryota, Euglenozoa, Kinetoplastea, Trypanosomatida, Trypanosomatidae.